AUGCUUUCUGCCAAGAAGAUCAUCUCAGUAUUUGAUUCAGAGGCCAAACUUGACUUUCCAAUCACGAAUAAAGACCUUCAAGCGGAUCAAAAUAAAGUUCACGAAGAUAGCAGAGAGCGAACAAUCGAAUUCUUGAACGGUAACCAACAAAAAGUCGAAGAUGAAAGAAUCAAUGCUGGAAACUGUGACGAUGAUGAUGAUGAUGAUGAUCGAGAAAGUCUUGAUUCCGACGACUUGGAAUUCGAACAAUUCGAAUUCGAAACGCCGAACCUUUCAAAAUACAGUCCCCGCUUUCUUAUGGAAGCCAGUGGAAUUUUGGUCGAGAGAAAUCUACCCCAAUCAAUGUCAAAAACGGAGAAGACUAAACGCAAACUCGCCGCGCUGGAAACAAUUCCGUAUUUAGCAAAGGUCAAUCAGGUUUCUUCGAAGGAGCUUGUGGAAGAGAUUUUGAAAGGGAUCGUUUAUUUUGAAAUUGUUAACGAUAAUGAUGCUGCUCUCGUGGGUGAUGCUCUAGAAUCGUUGGCAGUUGUGGCUCCGGAAUUUUAUGCUCCUGCGAUUGUUGGUGAAUUUUAUGCCGAGUCAAUGCCUCUAGAAAAACGGCAGAUCAUUCUUGCCUCUCUAUCGAAGGCCGUAAAGCAAUUGGCGGACAAUCCCUUCGAAGAACUUGAAGAAGAGAUCGCCUUUGAAAAAUUAGCGCUUUCCGCAAAAGUUGAAUCACAAUCACGGCGCUGGGGAAGCCGCCCAAAAGCGAGAAGAUGCUCAAGUCUCGACGUCUUGUCAAGAAUGAUUGCAUUCGUCGGCCAGAUCAUUUCUCUCUUGGAUAAUAUUCCCGAAAUCGAGAAAUACGUCCUUCCUUCCAUAGAUUUUCUCGCGACUUUUAGAAGAAUUGAUGACACGAAUUUGAAACUUGUAAUAAUCAAAUCUUACCAAGUUUGUCUGCUGAGCAUCGCUUCAACUAAACAAGAAAUCUGGAUGGACAUCACUUGGAAAAUGUGGCUAGAAGAAUGCCAAUCGCUUGAUUGCCCACGCCUUUCACUUGCUGCGACUGACCUUUUGAAUCUAUUCUAG
Oikopleura dioica is the source of this 1068-nucleotide messenger RNA. The record is from the annotation of a GenBank genome assembly. Lineage: Eukaryota; Metazoa; Chordata; Appendicularia; Copelata; Oikopleuridae.